UUGAGGGUCUGGUUUUGUAAUUCCAGGAGACAUUUGGAAGCUAAGCAGAAAGCCAUUGAUGACUUCCUUGGAAAGUAUUCCUUGACAGAUUUGGAGAGGAAAGCACUAGAAGGGAACCCGAAUGGUCAUUUUCAUUACAACUGUUUCAUUUGUUCGUUUAAAUACUUCUUUAAUGGCACAAUUUCUAGCGAUUUCUUUCCGGCACUUGCUCGAGCUCAAAACAUUUAUGUCGACAGUAAGGAAUUGCUUCGUAGCAAUGGGGAACAUUCAGCUGCCGUUGAAAUUAUGGAGGAGAUGUCACAAACUUUGGAAAAAGCCUAUGAAGUUCUAUACAGAAGUGUUCAAAGUAAGUGCUUGACGAAGAUUUUCUGCAUUAGGUUUUCGGAUUCACCUAUGUGUCGAAGACUUUCAGGAGAAUGUCGAACUUUGAGUGCGGAUUAUGUUGAAAUGAAAGCCGUGCUAUAUGCUCUUACAAAAGGCACCUACAGUAAUGGCAAGCCAAUUGAGUUAAUGAGUCAUGAUCCUCUUAGAUACAUCGGAGACAUGCUGGCCUGGAUAUAUGAAUCGAUUGAGAGCGAACGUGAACUGAUCCAGAUGCUGUUUAAGGACUGCAGUCCUCAAGUAACUCGAGAUAAUUCCAUUGGUCUGCUUUCGAAAAUAUCCAGCGCUCUCUGUCGCCCCUUCAAGAUGACUGCACCGGACUACGAUCUGCUUCCUGUGCCUGCUGUGCACCAGAUUCUCAUGCUGUUAAGAGAUGUGCUGGAAACUCACGACGGCGCUAUGGUCGGACGGAAGAAUUCAGAAGAGGAGUUCAAUAAAAUUUUCGGUUGUGUGUUGGACCCUCUGUGCAGAUCAGUUCAAGUUGCCGCUACUCAUCUACAUUCACCACUAGAUGUCGCCGUCUAUACGUUGAAUUGUCUAACAGCAGUUUAUUCGGUGGUUAUCCUCUAUCCAUUUACGGACUCUCGAUUAGAAAUGAUUAAAGCUUUGAUGGAGGGAAAUGAGGAUGUUUUGGUAUCGGAAGAAGCUUCGACCAUUUUAGCAAAUACUGGUUUUAUUACCCUUUAUCAGAAAGCUGCUGCUCAUGAUCGAAACCAGGGACCACUUUCUCUCAUAGCCGGUAUGGACUCUGCCACUGUUAGCCGUAUUUUUGCACAGUUUGAUGUAUUUCUGGCACAGCCAGACAAGUACGAAUUGGAUCAGGUUUCUAAGAUCAGCAGUGCCCGUGCAAGGGAAACCGUCCAACAACGGACGGCCGAUAAUGUAGCGGCAGCCUAUGCAGUAGUUGUACGAAAACUAGAAGACCCAUUUAAUGCUUACGAGGAUAUUGGUUUCAAAUCUGUUGAACAAGUAGGCGUUUUAGAAAUCUAG
This is a messenger RNA of Angiostrongylus costaricensis, 1371 nucleotides long. Lineage: Eukaryota; Metazoa; Nematoda; Chromadorea; Rhabditida; Metastrongylidae. The record is from the annotation of a GenBank genome assembly.